This is a messenger RNA of Colletotrichum lupini, 183 nucleotides long. RefSeq lists its product as uncharacterized. NCBI's taxonomy places the organism in Eukaryota, Fungi, Ascomycota, Sordariomycetes, Glomerellales, Glomerellaceae. The transcript has 3 exons. The coding region runs from base 1 to 183 and encodes 60 amino acids. The record is from RefSeq and is a predicted model, not a curated record.
AUGUCUCCCCGGGACAUUGGCAUGCCCGCUCACAUAGAGUUUGGACGGUUCGGUCGGGAUCUACCACGCAUCGGGGUGGGGCCUCUGCUGUUGAACUCGCCGAAUUACCUUGAUGCGAUAGAAGGAAUAUGCUCACGCUUGUCGGAUGCUCAGUCGCUGUCUAAAUCAUCCUGGGACUGUUAA